ACUUGUUGAGCAGCGUAGUCAAAAAGCUCUCAUUCUCUCUCCUCUUUUCUACUUGGCUCGAUUAAAAUUUUCUUGCUUGUUAAGCUUCACCAAAACUUAAAUCCCCAGUAAAUUUCUGAUAGUCAUUUUCUAUCACUUUCAUUUUUCUAUUUUUGCCGCUAAUUUCACAAUUUCACCCCUUUCUCUCUCUACUUUCUCUUUCUGUGCUUUUGUGCACUGCACUGUGAAGCCCCCUGAUCAAUUUUCAAUGAGAAAUCGCAAAUUAUGAAGUGGGUUUGCAAAUUUGGCGUUGAUUUUCACAUGGCAGGGCUAUCUUGAAUCGGAUGUAGUGAGGACGUGAGGUUUCCAUGAAAAUGGUGGUUGGGGUUGAGGAAAAUGAGGAAAGAGCUAUCAAGGAUGUUGCAGCUGAUACACACAGUUCUGGUUUUGCUCCAUUGAAGCAAGACUCUGAUCCUAUUGUUUAUAAGCUUGUUCGGGUUGAUUUUGAUGGAAGGUUUGUUCCUGCUACUGAUGAUGAGCUUAUGGAGGUUGAGGAUUUGUUGGAGAUGGAAAAAAGUGAAAUGCUAUCUAUACCUGAUGUUGUAGAGGCAGCAUCACAUAUUCCUGAUAAUGAUGAGUUGGAUGAAUCUUUUGAAAAGCCUGACAUAGAGAAGCAUGAAGGUUUGUCACAAAUCAAGCUCGCCAAGGUUGAUCAAGAAAACUUAAGACCUCAGGCCGAGGACUCUUUGCCUAAGUCUACAUCAAGUUCUAAAGACACACAUGUGAAAGAAUCUGCGAAUAUGGGAGAGGAGUCAAGCUCUAGCCUCCAUGAUGGGCUAAACAAAAAUGGAUCUGCUGGUUCCAGACCUAACUUUUCUUUGACAAAGGGCGAGAUAGAUUUGGACAAAUUAACUAUUAGGGAACUUCACGAAACAUUCAGAGCUACAUUUGGGCGUAAAACUUCUGUUAAAGACAAGAUGUGGCUAAAACGAAGAAUUGCAAUGGGAUUGACUAAUUCAUGUGAUGUAUCUGUUACAAGUUUUAUAAUCAAUAAUGGAAAGCUCCUGAAGAAAAAAGAACUCAGUAAUAACUUGGAUUGUGGAAAUUCAGCGGCUGGAGAGAUCUGUAGUGCUAGAAAUGAUGGUCCAGUGAACUUGGUUGUUUCAAAUUUAAGGGAGGAUACCAUUGAUGAUGAUGAAUUGGGGAAUUCUUUCACAGAAUCUGGAUGUAGAAGUGAUGAUAACCUUGAGCACAGAGCUGCAAAACGUGCUAGGAAGCCUACAAAGCGAUACAUUGAAGAGUCAUCCGAUACAGAAAAGGAAUCCAGUGGAAAGUCGUUGUCCCCAUCCAAGCGUUUUGGACAGGAUAAAGCUUCUUUAAAGGAAGCAAUCAGACCUGCAUGGGGUUCCUAUUUAGGUGAUUUUGUCACCAGGCCUGACUCCAUCGGAGGAUCUGGUGUUCAGGUGCCAUACGUUUCUCGGGUUCGGAGAUGCCGUCCCCGAAAAAGUAUAACGGCCCUUACGAAGUUCAAUUCAAGUGAUGUCGCGUUGAACAGGAAAAUUGUUGAGAGUUCUGUUGCAGAGUUUAAGCCACCGCCUGAUGAUCAUAGCAGGGUUGAACUUUUGGAGACUAAAUCUAUCCAGUUUGGAAAGCUGAUUGUCUCAGAAGAGGAGAGAGAUAAACGAUGCUUGACUAGUAAGUUUUCAGAUGGUAUUUCUCAAGCUGCGGAACCAAAAAGUGUGGAUUCAGUGGAUAGUACUUCACUAGAGAACGCAUCCGGCAACAAUUCUGAUGAUCAUGUAACUACUAUUCCCACUGUGAAGGGUGGAAUGAGAAGAAAGCACCACCGGGCUUGGAGUUUGACAGAAGUUACAAAGCUUGUUGAUGGUGUGGCUAUGUUUGGAGCUGGACGUUGGUCCGAAAUCAAACGGCUUUCCUUUUCAUCUUAUGCUCACCGCACUUCCGUUGACCUGAAGGAUAAGUGGAGAAACCUUCUAAAAGCUAGCUUUGCUAACUCUCAAGCAGAAAAAGGGAUGAAUCCGCGAAAGAAUGCACCAUUACCAAUACCUGCAUCGGUUUUAGUGAAAGUGCGGGAGCUAGCAGAACUCAAUGGGCAGGCUCCACAGGUUUCAAAAGGCAGUAGCAACAACAAUAGUGGGUCAAGUGUAAAUGAAAAUAGAUCAGGAUACUCAUGACAUCUUUUGUAAAUACUUUCACCAUCACAUCUAGAGUCAGUUUAUAGGGAAACAAUAAUGGUGCUGGUGCUGGUGCUGGUGCUGGUGCUGAGUGGUCGCCAUGCAACUGCCUUGCAGUUAUCUGUAAUAGGUACCUGAAUGUCAGUUCUAUGACAACUUUUGCGGUAUAUGCUAGUUCGUGCUUUUUAGGUCCA
Molecule: messenger RNA, 2368 nt
Organism: Spinacia oleracea (spinach)
Lineage: Eukaryota; Viridiplantae; Streptophyta; Magnoliopsida; Caryophyllales; Amaranthaceae
Exons: 9
Coding region: 348-2174 (608 amino acids)
Source: RefSeq, a predicted model, not a curated record